AUGUCCAUACGGACCACGGCCAGGCCCCUCGGGGUGCCCGGCCGCGCCGUUCGGCAGUCGCGGACCUCUCGCGUCCUGGCCUCGGCCACCCCGGAGCCUGCCCCCACCCGCUACACCACCCGGCUGGAGCACAUGGACACCGUCCUGCUGCACCCCUGGCAUGACCUGGACCUAGCCGAGAGCGAGCUGAGCUCGUACUGCUCCACCCUGGGCCCCGACGCCGCCACGGAAAAGUGCUGGCAGGCCUACUCCUUCCUGGAGCGCAAGCGGGACCAGGCCAAGGCGGGGUGCGACCUGGAGCAGGCUCCAGGCUGCGCCGACCUGGAGCGCCUCAAUGACAUGACGCACCAGCUGCUGUGCACCGGCAGCAUGGACGAUUUGGUGGCCACCUUCUCCUCCCUAGCUCGCGUGGAAGAGCUGCGCGCGGCACGGGGCGCCACGCCGCAGCAGCUGCAGCAGGAGGCGGCCCAGGCGGCGGCGCCGGGGGAGGCCGGCGCCAGCAAGCAGCCCGACGCCGUGCAUGCGCUGUUCAGUAGACUGGACACAGAUGGGGACGGCAAGCUCUCGUUGGUCCAGCUGAGGCAGGGGAUGGCGCUUCUGGGGCAGGAGCUGGAUGGCGACACGGCCGCCCUGAUUGGCGAGGCCAUGGAUUGGCAGGGCGGGGAGGGUAUCGACGAGCAGCAGUUCCGCGACACGCUGGACGCCGAGCGCCUCAACUCGCACAGCCAGGUGGCCACCAUGUGGCGCCGCCACCACCCCUGCCGCCCCGCCUGGUGGAGCGAUGCGCCCGCGGGCAAGGGUAGCAUGCUGUCCUGA
Messenger RNA from Chlorella variabilis, 816 nucleotides. RefSeq names its product expressed protein. Gene Ontology annotation, molecular function: calcium ion binding. The record is from RefSeq and is a predicted model, not a curated record. The coding region runs from base 1 to 816 and encodes 271 amino acids. The transcript is spliced from 6 exons. Lineage: Eukaryota; Viridiplantae; Chlorophyta; Trebouxiophyceae; Chlorellales; Chlorellaceae.